Plutella xylostella (diamondback moth) is the source of this 4869-nucleotide messenger RNA. The record is from RefSeq and is a predicted model, not a curated record. Lineage: Eukaryota; Metazoa; Arthropoda; Insecta; Lepidoptera; Plutellidae.
UUUUGUGUUCUGUUAAAUCAAUAAAGUAGUAGGUAUUAUAUUCUUUAGAUCGUACAUGCAUGUUAGUCACGCUGCCACUUGACAUUGUGCUCUAUGAAACACUAUCCAUCCACGGAACUCCCGCUAACUUUAAUGCCCGUCUCGUAAUUGGCUGAAUCGCAGUUGGCUGCACUUGUCACGGGAUUAGCCGCAUCUCUUUGGACUCAAAGGUAUCCUCUGCGUCUGAUUAAACCACUUUAACUAGCCAGUAACUUGAUAUCAACUUAUCCGUUAUACGAGAGGAAUAAAACUUUCAAAGAGAAAUAAAACUUGAAUCUUGAGUAACUCUGAUUAGUUCCGAAGGCCUUUCGAUUAUUAUAUCUGAUCGCUUUUACCAAUAAGUGCUGGUAUUAAUCAAGAUAUAGGUUUCCCCAUAGAUUUAUUAUUGUUUGGUGACGUAAAUCAAUGUGUGCAACAGUUGUUAUUGUAUUGGCUAACUAAUGCACGUGUCGUGUAGUUGGCCGUCAGUCACAAUCGCAUCAGUAUCAGACACCACGGCGAGGCUCGUUUCCUGUGACUGCUCAGCAUCAGCUUUCAGUAAUAUGAGUCGACUCUUCGCCAGGAAAUAUGAAUCGUUAACGUAUAAAGGCAUCGACUGUGGUACAACUCAAAAACCUACUUGUAUUACUGCACUUAUAGCAGGGGAGCGGGCGUCUUGUAUCGGGAGCUAUUUCUGCUGGUAAUUUUAAUAAGAAUCGCAUGCUUAUUUAAAUUAUGUUUUAUCUUUGAAAUACUGCGGUUUAGGCAGUCCCACGACCCCGAUGUUCUCUCAAAAUAAAUAAAAGCCACAAGUCAUUUGAAUUCUCUUCAUCAUAAAUAUUCGCUGUCGCAAUUUCCAUUCCGUGUUGCAGUUAAGCAUCGCAUCCAAUCUGCACAUCUGCACAGAUGAUGACACCCGCAUUAGUCAUUACCACUCGGCGAUAGCGUUCACGGUCGCGAGGUUUCGAUUACGAUAAAGACAAGUAGCUUACAGUAUGGUCGUUUGUGUAACAUCUUCACUAAUAGGGAAAUUGGUUGUAGGCGGCGGAUCGCACGCAAUGCCGCGGUGGCGUGCGGCGCUGAGACAGUCAUUGAGCCGCGUGCGCGAAGCCUGCACGCCUUCGCGGAAACCUAGCACUCGCGUCCCCAAUGUGAGGAUUAAUCACCGCCACCCGCCGGCCGCGUCUCCGACAUAUGUAAACAAACAAAGAGUCCUCCUUGCUCGACUUGUACUAAUAGUUAUGGUGAAAACUUGACGUGAAAUCCAUGCAAAAGAACAAUUAUUUCAUAGUAGCUAAUCCUUCUUAAUUUAAUCUCAGUACAGUGGAUUUUGACAUAUUGGUGUCAUGUUUCUGUGAUUGUAAAAGGAAUUUCGCUACACCCAUAAUGAUAAUGAAGACUAAAACAUCGUCGUUUUAGAAGAAGCUCCGAAUAUGAAUUCGGACGUGCACCGCCAUCAAGCGCACCCACCGCUCGCGCAGCACGGCGUGCACGGUGCGCAGGCGCUGGGCCCGUGCGGCUGGUACUCCGCCGCGCCCACCGCGCCCGCGCGGCUCAAGCGCGUGCCGCCGCACCACCUGCCGAGUGGCGGCGGAGUGAGUGGCAGUAAUGGGCCGCAUGCCCCGCUCUCACCCACCGCAUUACAGCCCUCCGUACCGCAAAAUCCCGUGAUGACGUCAUCGGCCCGCGCGCCGCCGCCCGCCGGCCCCGCGCCCACGCCUAUGCACACCUCGCAGACUGCCCCUCCAGCGGCGCCUCCCAAGGGUGCCAGCGACGUGCUGGUGACCGCCUCGGGGCAGCCCGCGCCGCCGCCCGUCACCCGACUCACAACUAUGACGCACAUGCCAUGGCACCACGGCGCGAUAUCCCGCGAGCGCGCGGAGGCGCUGCUGUCGGGCUCGUCGGACGGCGUGUUCCUCGUGCGAGAGAGCACCAACUUCCCCGGAGACCACACGCUGUGCGUGCGCUACCGCGGUCGCGUCGAGCACUACCGAGUGAAAUGGGCGUCGGCGCCGGGCAGCCAGACGCAGCGGCUCACCAUCGACGACGAGGAGUUCUUCGACAACAUGACCGAACUAAUACAUCACUACCUACAAGACGCGGACGGGCUAUGCACGCAGCUAGUCCGCUGCCUGCCGAAGGCGGCGCCCAACGGGGCCAACAACAACGGCGCCCUGCAGCCGCCCUACCCGCCGCACCCGCAGCAGCCGCCCCCGUACCCGCCGACGCCGAGUGUGACGUCAUCGACGCCGGGCAGCUACCAGCCGCCGCCGCCCGUGACGUCAUCGGCUGGUAGCUACCAGCCGCCGCAGUUCCCUCAGCAACCCUUCGGCACGGAUCAGAGGGACGGAGCGGAUCAUAACUUUGUUGAUGCGCGCUGGAUAAUCGCCGAACGAGACCUCGAGAUCCGCGAGAACAUCGGCAAGGGCGAGUUCGGGGACGUGAUGCUCGGCAUCCUCAACGGCUCGCAGAAGGUGGCCGUCAAGAUACUGAAGGACCGCGAGGCCGCCAGCAAGUUCCGCCAGGAGGCCAGCGUUAUGGCUUCGCUAAAGCACGAGAACCUGGUCCGGCUGCUGGGGCUGGCGGUGAGCGGCGGCGCCACGUGCCUGGUGACGGAGCACUGCGCGCAGGGCUCGCUGCUGGACUACCUGCGCUCCCGCGGCCGCCACUACGUCACCGCGCGCGACCAGAUCAACUUCGCCUACGACACAUGCUGCGGCAUGGAGUACCUGGAACGGCAACGCGUCAUCCACCGCGACCUCGCCGCUCGCAACGUGCUGAUCUCCGCCGAGGGCACGGCCAAGGUCGCGGACUUCGGCCUGGCCAAGUGUUCCACGACCGAGGACGAUCCGGCGGACGCGUUGCGGGUGCAGGCGAAGCUGCCGAUUAAAUGGACGGCGCCUGAAGCGUUGAAGUACAAUAAAUUUUCAAAUAAGUCCGACAUGUGGAGCUUCGGUAUUCUUCUGUGGGAGAUCUAUUCAUUUGGAAGAGUGCCAUAUCCCCGAAUCCCGCUAGCCGAGGUCGUCCGGCACGUAGAACGCGGCUACCGGAUGGAGGCGCCGGACGGCUGCCCGCCGUCCAUGUACGAGCUGAUGCGCGCCGCGUGGCAGCCCGCGCCCGCCGCGCGCCCCGCCUUCCGCGACGCCCGCCCGCGCCUCGCCGCCUGCCGCGACGCCACGCCCAGUAGACUACCUGAAAGUCAACCGGAAGGAUGAACUCAUAAAGUGAAUGGACACUAAUAUAGUUAAUGUGCUGUGAAGGUUGCAAACUGUAUUUUAUAUAUUAAUAUAUGGUGUAAGUAUAACUAAAUUAUUUUGAUAUGUUUAAAGACACUUCCUCACUUAAGAAUUAUCUCUAUUGUAGAUUAGACGUGUGUGUACAACCGGUGUUAGAGUGACAUUCUAUCUGAUAUUAUGAGUGUAAAACUUGAUAGAGUAAAAUAUUUUUGAGGGCCUAAGUAUAACGAAUUAUUGAUGCAUAUUUUCUCGUAAAUAUUCCACCCACAGCGGUCGUCGGUACUGCGGUACUGUCUAGUCAAAGUAAAAUUGUAAUAGUAUUUUGUAUAUUAAUUUCACGUUUCAAUAAAGUAUUUUAAUUAAAUGCUAAGGCUGCUAAAUGUGAAACAAUGAAAUGAAACUGUUAUACACUCCAUGUAGAGUAAAGCUAUUGUGUUAAAAAAUUAAAUGCAAUUUUAUUGUGGAAUUUUAUCUUUGAAAUGUAAAUGUGCUUAUGAGAGUUAUUAGCAAAUGAUAAUCCCAGUGGUUAUAAAAGUCUAUUCAGAAUUACAAAAUUUGUAUACCUUAGCGUUAUUUCAUGGGAUACUUGACAUGAUAUAAAUUCAAAAUCAUGAUAUUUGAGAGCAAAUUGCUGUAUCUUCAAUGUUCCAGAUACUUUAAAAACACAAUGCAUUUCUAGCUAAUGUAUGUUUAAAACUUUUAUGAUACUUUUGCUAUAUUCUAUAUUUUUUGGAAAUAAAUUAUAAAUGUACUUAGUAAUAAUACAUGAAAGAGAGGCAUAGGCCCAUUUGUGGUUGUGCUAACUUAAAGUAAGUAGAUCUAAUCAGAGACAUUGGUGGAUUUGCAUAAGAGAGUAUUAUAAAGAGUUCGUUUUUAAAAUAUGUUGAAAAACUACUGUGAGACUUUAUUACUAUGAAUCUCAAUCGUUGACAAGCUAAAUUAAUUAUUGCAUUAAAUUUGGUUUCCAAAUCGCCAUGAAGCUUAUUUUAUUAAAAUCAUGCACACCAAUUUGUAAUGAAAUAAUGUACCAACCAACUAUAAUGUAUUAAAUGUGUAAACAACUAACUUGAAAUGACAAUGCAAUGUAAAAAGCACAAAAUUUUGGCAAUAAGAAAGAUACAUGCUUCAUUAGACAUUAGGUGACGCAAAUGCAAACCACAAUUUAUGAUGAAAAUUAUCCGUUCAUUUGAACUAUUCUUAUGCAAUACUAGGUUUAAGUGUUACAUUGUUUUAUACGAUUUUUUAUUUAUAAAAUUCAAAAAAUAGGUAAACAAUUACUUAUGUGGACAGAUUUUUUGUUAGAUUUGCUAUGACUAUAAUCUACCAAAGCAACUUCGAAAGUAUGAACUGUGUGUGUCGUUUCACAAUUUACAGUAUGGUCUUCCUUUAUUUUUUGGGUAUUUUUUGAAUCAUGUAUUGUGAAUGUGUCCCACAACUUGACUAGUCGAAGGUUCGUGCCCGAAGACGCAAGUUGUGCAGUGUGAAUUAUGUUUAAAAUGAGAAAUCUCAAGUUGUUUUUGUUUAUAACUGUACUAUUAUUUUAGACUUUCAUUGUAAAUAAAGUAAUUUUAAGGUAUAAAAUGUAUAAUAACAAGAAUAUAAAUUCACUCAAUAA